AUGUUGAGCUCGUUCUCACUCGGAUUCCAACACUCGCUUCUCCAUCUUCCCCUUCUUCCCAAAACCCUAACUCCAUGCAUUUCCCAUCUCCAAUCAGCAUCGAACCCUAAAUCACAAUCCCUUCGAACCCCAUCUUUCACUACCAAAGACCACGGUCUGAACCUUGUCGUCGUCAGGAGUAAACCCCGAGUCUCUUCGGACUCGGAGCAGCAGAAAUGGAGUCAGGAAGGCCUGGUCACUGAGUCGCUUCCCAACGGUAUGUUUCGGAUUCGAUUGGAUAAUGCGGACAUGAUUAUCGGGUAUAUAUCUGGAAAAAUCAGAAAGAGCUUCAUUCGGAUACUUCCUGGAGAUAGAGUCAAAGUCGAAGUUAGUCGCUACGAUUCCACCAGAGGCCGUAUUGUUUAUAGACUCCGCAACCUCAAAGAUUCUUCGUAA
Molecule: messenger RNA, 435 nt
Organism: Ziziphus jujuba (common jujube)
Lineage: Eukaryota; Viridiplantae; Streptophyta; Magnoliopsida; Rosales; Rhamnaceae
Product: translation initiation factor IF-1, chloroplastic
Exons: 1
Coding region: 1-435 (144 amino acids)
Biological process (GO): translational initiation
Cellular component (GO): cytosol
Molecular function (GO): ribosome binding; translation initiation factor activity; RNA binding
Source: RefSeq, a predicted model, not a curated record